Molecule: messenger RNA, 1242 nt
Organism: Aspergillus candidus
Lineage: Eukaryota; Fungi; Ascomycota; Eurotiomycetes; Eurotiales; Aspergillaceae
Exons: 3
Coding region: 1-1242 (413 amino acids)
Source: RefSeq, a predicted model, not a curated record
AUGAAGCGAAGUAUCGAUGAAAGCUCCUCAACCCAUGAGCUCGACAAACAAGCUAAAUUGACCCACAGGUCUAACACCACGUUUCUUCCUCCCUCAGUAGCAUCCGUAUCCCGAUCUCGAUCCUCUGGUCCGGAGGAGCCGAGUGACUCCGCCUACCGCACUCGAACGCUUUUCCGUGCCGGGAUUCUUGUGGAUGUGGAUGUGCCUGAAGAAGUACAACAUCAAAUCAAUACCGUCCUUGGGACGCCCCCCGCGAAUGCGUCCACCCUUGAACAUUUAGCGUCAAAGCUCCAACGCGAGUCUAUGGAGCUGACGGCGGUACAAGCUGGGGCGUCUGAAUGGAUGAGUCUUCUGCACGAGAUCCUGAAAGACCUGAAAUCCACAAUGUUGAUGGUCGUGCGAAAUAGAGAAUGGCGACCCGACAUUAAACCUCGAGUCCAUCAGCCGCCAGUGUCCCGAUCUUCAGUUCCCCGAAAGCGGCUAUGCGAUCAAACCGGAGCUCAAGGGCCGGAGAAUCCCGGAAGCAAUGUAGCCUCAGAGCAUGCUUCUUUCGAUCAGUCGGCACCACCCACAGAUAGACUGGGUUCGAUUGGGCCAGGGACAGCAACCCUAUCGGUGCAAUCUGAGCCAAUGCUGGUUACUCCAUUCAAGUUGAAGGAUCCUCGUCCCGACAUAUCAGUGGGGAUCUCAGAUCAAAGGCUUGCAAUUGCAUUACAGUCCCGAAAGGUCAGAAAUGGCAAAUACCUGUUGGAUGACCUUCAGGAGAAGCGCGAGCUUAUCAGCGAUCCCGGGUUGAUCCCACUCAAUUUACGCUUUCCGUUCUUCCUUGUCGAAGCAAAAUCCGGUGCAACGGGCGGUAAUCUCUACCAAGCACAGAAUCAGGCAGCAGUAGGUGGUGCUUCGGCGAUAGAGGUUCUCAAGGCGUUUUACCAAAAGUCUGAAGGGCGAAGACUAUCAAAUACGGCCUCCCCAGCUGUCGCAGGAACUAUGUGCCAGCUGCUGACCUUCUCUGCAACCACCGAGGGGCCUAUCUGCGAGCUCUGGGCUCACUUUUGGGAUGAGGCCAACGACAGUCAUUACAUGGCCAACAUUGACACAUGGCGGACGACACGUCGUGAUAAAGCAUUCGAUUUCGUUUCCAAGAUCUCCACUAUAUUGAACUGGGGCUCGACGACAUUUCAUAACACAGUGGUUGAACAUCUGACUCUGUUUGGUUUUGAUGGGGCCAGCACCUCGGCUUGA